AUGGCACAAAGAGCAUUCUCCCUACUCUCACUCACAAUUCUUGCUACAAUUCUGUUUAUGGGUGCAUCGGCCCAAUCAAACAGUUGCAACAGCGCAAUCGUCAGCCUUGCCCCGUGCCUCGACUACAUCACGGGCAACUCCACCACUCCAUCGAGCUCCUGCUGCACACAGCUGAGCUCGGUGGUUCGGUCUGAGCCACAGUGUCUCUGCAUGAUCAUCAAUGGUGGAGCUUCGUCGAUGGGGAUCAAUAUUAACCAGACUCAAGCCCUGGCACUUCCUGGCGCUUGUAAUGUUCAAACUCCACCUGUGAGCCAGUGUGGUAACAAUGGAUUGUCACCAGCCGAUCCUCCUUCAGGUGAGUAUAUUGUGCAGGUACCGAUCUUUCUCUUAUUCUCCCUUUUGUUUGCUAUGGUGUAUCUUUCUACAUCUCCCGCUGGUUACUAA
This is a messenger RNA of Asparagus officinalis (garden asparagus), 444 nucleotides long. Its product is annotated as non-specific lipid-transfer protein-like protein At2g13820. Gene Ontology annotation, biological process: lipid transport. Gene Ontology annotation, molecular function: lipid binding. The transcript is spliced from 3 exons. The coding region runs from base 1 to 444 and encodes 147 amino acids. Lineage: Eukaryota; Viridiplantae; Streptophyta; Magnoliopsida; Asparagales; Asparagaceae. The record is from RefSeq and is a predicted model, not a curated record.